CAGGCAGAAAAGUCAGAGAGUACACAGAAGGGCUCAGAACAUCCUGCUGCACAUGAACCAGAAAGGGCACUGCCCCGUAUUGCAGUGCCUGCACUCUCCUUAAAUGAAAUCAAGGAAAAGACUGAUAAUUUCAGCUUGAAGUCUUUGGUGGGUGAAGGGUCACAUGCAAGAGUAUAUCGGGCAGUUCUAAACAGCGGCAAAGAAGUUGUAAUAAAAAAGUAUGAUAAACCAUCCAAUCCUGCGUCAAAUACUGAGUUUUUGAAGCAGCUCUCGAGGGCAUCAAGAUUGAAGCAUGAGAACUUCGUUGAACUGCUAAGCUAUUGCGUCGAGGAAGAUCUUCGUUUGUUGACGUAUGAGUAUGCAACUUUGGGUUCUCUGCAUGAUUAUUUGCAUGGUAGAAAAGGUGUCUGUGGUGCAAAACCUGGUCCUUUGCUUAGUUGGAAACAGCGGUUGAGAAUCGCGUUGGAUGCAGCAAUUGGGUUAGAGUAUCUUCAUGAGAAGGUUCAGCCCUCCAUAGUGCAUCAGGACAUGAGAUCCAGCAAUGUUCUUUUAUUUCAGGACUUCAGAGCAAAAAUUGCAGACUUCAAUAUUUUAUGCCAAGCUCCAGAUGCGGCCUCUCGUCUUCAUUCUACCCGCGUCUUGGGAACCUUUGGCUAUCAUGCACCAGAGUAUGCUAUGACUGGUCGUAUAACACAGAAAAGUGAUGUAUAUAGCUUUGGUGUUGUUCUUUUGGAGCUUCUAACUGGAAGGAAACCAGUGAGUUGUGAAAUGCCUCGAGGAGAGCAGAGCCUGGUUACUUGGGCAACUCCAAGAUUGACUGAGGAUAAGGUUAGACAGUGUGUCGAUCCACGAUUGGAGGAGUAUCCCAAGAGAGGGCUUGCUAAGUUUGCAGCAGUUGCAGCUCUAUGCGUGCAGUAUGAAAGAGAGUUCAGGCCAAGCAUGACUUUUGUGGUCAUUGCACUCCAAGAUAUAGUGAGGAGGAACUCAGGAACUAGUGCCUCUGCUUCUAGGAUUAUGACAUGA
Phoenix dactylifera (date palm) is the source of this 1023-nucleotide messenger RNA. The record is from RefSeq and is a predicted model, not a curated record. NCBI's taxonomy places the organism in Eukaryota, Viridiplantae, Streptophyta, Magnoliopsida, Arecales, Arecaceae.